ACGUGAUGAGACUGGCUGAGAGUGAGACGAUUAAUAAUGAAUGACCGACUAUAUUCUCUCAGAAAUAUAUAAUGGGUAGAGAUGUAAUGGACUAUUGACAAUCAAGCACCAACUGCAUCCAACAUGACCACCAAAAAGCUCAUAGUCGUCAUUGGCGCAACAGGCGGCCAAGGAGGCUCAGUUGUCAACUCCUUCAUCAAUGAUCCAGAAUGGCGUGUUCGUGGCAUCACUCGAAACCCUUCAAGCCGAAAAGCAAAGAGCCUCGAGGCCCGCGGUGUCGAAGUAGUUCAAGCCGACUUGGACGACAGGGCCUCACUAGCCAAAGCCUUCCAAAACGCAAAUGUUAUCUUUGCAGUCAGCGACUUUUGGGGCAUCUACAACGAUCCAAAGAAUCGAAAUAAACCAAAGCCGGGACAGGCUCUCAACGAGUGGACAAAGGUACAAGAAACCCAACAAUUCAAGAAUAUCAUCGAUGAAGCUGCCAGAGUAUCAAGCCUAGAACGUUUCAUCAUGUCUUCACUUCCGGGUCCGACGAGACUAUCGGGAGGAAAGUACACAAAUGUUUGUCAUCACGACUCCAAGGCAGAUGCAGAAGAGUACGGUGAACAAAACCAGCCAGAGCUUUGGGCUAAGACGAGUGUAUAUCUCCCUGGAUACUUUCUCAACAACUUCUUGACUCAUCCAAUGGCUCAGCCAACCAAGAAAGAGAACGGAAACAUACAAUUCGCAAACAACCUAGACCUCGAUACCAAAGUUCCUCUGAUAUCACACGACCAAGAUUCUGGUCCGUUCGUCAGAGCCCUAAUUCAAAACCCGCCUGGGAAAAGCGUCGUCGGAUAUCGUGCUUGGAUCACACCACGGGAAUUCGUACGAAUUUUCAGUAAAGUCACGGGGUACAACACUGAAUUACUACACAUACCACCCGGAGAGUUUACCUUUGAUUGUAAAGGAGAGUUGAGGGCUGAAUUGCAAGAUAACUUUGCAUUCGCUAAUGAAAUUGGGCUCCAUGGUGGUGAUAAUUCUCCUGCUGUCCAUCCCAACGAGGUGAACCCGCCUCCUCAACUUGAAAGUGUUGAAGAUUGGAUCAGAGAACAAGACUGGUCUAAAGUUUGGGGGUCUUGAGACAUAGCUUGGAGGAGCGAGAACCUGUCCGUCCAGAUGUAGCACAUCUGAGGCUACUCAUGCUGGCGGUCAAGGGUGAGUUGAUAGUAGUUAGUUUCUAUAACAAACUAUUUUUAGUGGCACAUCUUGAUAAGGAAUUCGGACUAUCGAAAGCUAAAUAGUUUAAAUGGUUAUCGUGACUCUGCUCUGAAUAGGAUUGAUAUCAGCCGU
This is a messenger RNA of Fusarium odoratissimum NRRL 54006, 1332 nucleotides long. RefSeq lists its product as uncharacterized. The record is from RefSeq and is a predicted model, not a curated record. The transcript has 3 exons. Lineage: Eukaryota; Fungi; Ascomycota; Sordariomycetes; Hypocreales; Nectriaceae. The coding region runs from base 124 to 1122 and encodes 332 amino acids.